This is a messenger RNA of Rhea pennata, 3782 nucleotides long. It is a transcript of the gene NRXN3, whose product is annotated as neurexin 3. The transcript has 16 exons. The record is from RefSeq and is a predicted model, not a curated record. The coding region runs from base 1 to 3186 and encodes 1061 amino acids. Lineage: Eukaryota; Metazoa; Chordata; Aves; Rheiformes; Rheidae.
AUGCUGGGUUCAGAUGACUUCUUUUAUGUGGGAGGGAGUCCCAGUACUGCCGAUUUACCUGGCUCUCCAGUAAGCAACAACUUCAUGGGCUGCCUCAAAGAGGUUGUUUAUAAGAAUAAUGACAUUCGUCUGGAGCUGUCUCGCUUGGCACGAAUUGGUGAUACUAAGAUGAAGAUCUACGGGGAAGUGAAAUUCAUAUGUGAGAAUGUGGCUACACUGGAUCCAAUCAGUUUUGAGACACCUGAAGCCUAUAUCAGUCUGCCUAAAUGGAAUACCAAAAGGAUGGGCUCCAUUUCCUUUGAUUUCCGAACCACUGAACCCAAUGGACUAAUCCUUUUCACGCAUGGUAAGCCCCAGGAAAGGAAGGAUGCCAGGAGCCAGAAAAAUACAAAGGUAGACUUCUUUGCAGUGGAACUUCUAGAUGGGAACCUCUAUUUGCUGCUGGACAUGGGCUCUGGGACCAUUAAAGUGAAGGCCACCCAGAAGAAAGCCAAUGAUGGAGAGUGGUAUCAUGUGGAUAUUCAACGAGAUGGAAGAUCAGGUACUAUAUCAGUGAACAGCAGACGUACCCCAUUCACUGCUAGUGGGGAGAGUGAAAUCCUGGAUCUGGAAGGUGACAUGUAUCUGGGUGGGCUCCCUGAGAACCGAGCAGGACUCAUCCUUCCCACAGAGCUCUGGACAGCAAUGCUGAACUAUGGCUACGUCGGCUGUAUCCGAGACUUGUUCAUUGAUGGACGAAGCAAGAACAUCCGGCAACUGGCAGAGGCACAGAAUGCAGCAGGAGUCAAAUCCUCCUGCUCCCGCCUCAGCACCAAGCAAUGCGAUAGCUACCCAUGUAAAAAUAACGCAGUCUGUAAGGAUGGCUGGAACCGCUUCAUUUGUGACUGCACUGGCACUGGCUUUUGGGGUAGAACGUGUGAGAGAGAGGCCUCCAUCCUGAGUUAUGAUGGCAGCAUGUACAUGAAGAUCAUCAUGCCUAUGGUCAUGCAUACAGAAGCAGAAGAUGUGUCCUUCCGUUUCAUGUCUCAGCGUGCCUAUGGGCUGUUGAUGGCAACCACCUCAAGAGAUUCUGCUGAUACUCUACGCCUGGAGCUGGAUGGGGGCCGUGUCAAACUUAUGGUCAAUUUAGACUGUAUCAGGAUAAACUGUAACGCCAGCAAGGGACCUGAAACUCUUUAUGCUGGGCAGAAGCUCAAUGACAACGAGUGGCACACUGUCAGAGUAGUUCGUCGAGGAAAGAGCCUCAAGCUGAUGGUGGAUGAUGAUGUUGCUGAAGGCACAAUGGUUGGUGAUCACACCCGCUUGGAGUUCCACAACAUCGAGACAGGGAUAAUGACGGAGAAACGGUACAUUUCUGUCAUCCCUUCCAGCUUCAUUGGCCACCUCCAGAGCCUUAUGUUUAAUGGGAUGCUCUACAUUGACCUAUGCAAGAAUGGUGAUAUAGACUACUGUGAGCUGAAGGCACGCUUUGGUCUCCGCAAUAUUAUAGCUGACCCUGUGACAUUCAAGACCAAGAGCAGCUACCUGAGCUUGGCCACCUUGCAGGCUUACACAUCCAUGCACCUCUUCUUCCAGUUCAAGACCACCUCAGCUGAUGGUUUCAUCCUCUUUAAUAGUGGUGAUGGCAAUGACUUUAUUGCAGUUGAACUAGUGAAGGGGUAUAUACACUAUGUGUUUGACCUUGGAAAUGGACCUAAUGUUAUCAAAGGCAACAGUGAUCGUCCUCUUAAUGACAACCAGUGGCACAACGUUGUUAUCACCAGAGAUAAUAGUAACACACACAGCCUAAAGGUGGACACUAAGGUGGUCACUCAGGUUAUCAAUGGUGCUAAAAAUCUGGACCUUAAAGGGGAUCUCUACAUCGCUGGCCUAGCUCAAGGCAUGUAUAGCAACCUCCCAAAGCUAGUGGCCUCCCGUGAUGGAUUUCAGGGCUGCCUAGCAUCUGUGGACUUGAAUGGGCGUCUGCCUGAUCUAAUCAAUGAUGCUCUGCACCGCAGUGGGCAGAUUGAGCGUGGAUGUGAAGGACCAAGCACUACCUGCCAAGAAGAUUCCUGUGCAAACCAGGGCAUCUGUAAUCAGCAGUGGGAAGGCUUCACAUGCGAUUGUUCCAUGACUUCAUAUUCUGGAAGCCAGUGUAAUGACCCUGGUGCCACAUAUAUUUUUGGGAAGAGUGGAGGUCUCAUCUUGUACACCUGGCCAGCUAAUGACAGACCAAGCACAAGGACAGAUCGUCUUGCUGUGGGCUUCAGUACAACAGUGAAGGAUGGCAUCCUUGUUCGGAUUGACAGUGCGCCUGGGCUUGGUGAUUUUCUGCAGCUUCACAUAGAACAAGGCAAGAUUGGUGUAGUCUUCAAUAUCGGCACAGUGGACAUCUCUAUUAAGGAGGAAAGCACACCUGUAAAUGAUGGCAAAUAUCACGUGGUACGCUUUACCAGGAAUGGUGGCAAUGCCACACUUCAGGUUGACAGCUGGCCAGUAAAUGAACAUUACCCAACAGGACGACAGUUAACGAUCUUCAACACCCAGGCACAAAUAGCCAUAGGAGGGAAGGACAGAGGGCGUCUCUUCCAAGGCCAGCUCUCCGGUCUCUAUUACAAUGGCUUGAAAGUGCUGAACAUGGCAGCAGAGAACAACCCCAACAUUAAAAUCAAUGGAAGCGUCCGACUUGUUGGAGAAGUCCCUUCCAUUUUGGGAACAACACCCACGACCUCUGUGCCACCAGAGAUGUCUACUACAGUCAUGGAAACCACAACUACAAUGGCCACCACUACAACCCGAAAAAAUCGUUCACCACCCAGCAUCCAGCCGACAACGGAUGACAUUGUUUCAUCAGCUGAAUGUUCUAGUGAUGAUGAAGACUUCAUUGACUGUGAGCCCAGUACAGCAAACCCCACGGAGCCGGGAAUCAGACGGGUUCCGGGGGCCUCAGAGGUGGUCCGUGAGUCGAGCAGCACAACGGGAAUGGUCGUCGGCAUUGUGGCUGCUGCCGCCCUCUGCAUCCUCAUCCUCCUGUACGCCAUGUACAAGUACAGGAACAGGGACGAGGGGUCCUAUCAGGUGGAUGAGACGCGGAACUACAUCAGCAACUCGGCCCAGAGCAACGGCACGCUCUUGAAGGAGAAACAACAGAGCUCAAAGAGCAGCCACAAGAAACAGAAAAACAAAGACAAAGAGUAUUAUGUGUAAAAAAGAAUACUUAUUUAUAUAUAAAUAUAUAAAUACUUAAUGAGAUUUAAUUGAAAUAUCAGAACCAUUACAGUGAAAGAGAUUGGGAGAUAUCAUUUGUGGGAAAAAAGUAUUGGGAAAAAAAAAUUCAGCAGUGACUGUUAAUAUCUCAGUCAUCGCUUGAAGUCAGCAAACUCUACCCUAAUGUAUUAUAAAGCACACUUAGCAUUCUGGAGAUGGCGUGUACAACUCUACCCUGUUAGCGGACUUGGACAUCUCCAAAUCUCCUCCUCCGCUGAACUUUCUGCAAAGGUAGAAGACUUCAUGGCUUACUUGUUUCAUAUCUCCAAGUGAGUCUUUAACUGUUUGUGAUCCCUGACUGUAUUGAUAAUUUUUCAGUUUACUUAUUUAAAAAAAAGGCAGGAAAAAGAAAAAAAUACAAAUACUAUAAAUAACAAAAAUAUUGAACAAACUGCUCUGGCCUUGUCCAGCAUAAAUAUAAUUUUUUGAGACUGGAGGAGGGGAAUAAAUGAUUUUGGAGAUUGUUGGGUUUUGGUUUGGUUUGGUUUGGUUUCUUGGGUUGGGUUUUUUUUUUGAUUUUGUUUACUUUUUGGUGU